Messenger RNA from Aspergillus brunneoviolaceus CBS 621.78, 1383 nucleotides. RefSeq lists its product as uncharacterized. The transcript has 3 exons. The record is from RefSeq and is a predicted model, not a curated record. Bases 1 to 1383 code for a protein of 460 amino acids. Lineage: Eukaryota; Fungi; Ascomycota; Eurotiomycetes; Eurotiales; Aspergillaceae.
AUGGAGACUCUAAACCGCACCUUCAACAACGCCACUACCGCCCUCUGGAACGAGUUCCAACCCGGCGAACAGCAACAGCUCCAACCGCACGGCGACGAGCCCCUGUCCGGAAUCCAGGGAAAGGGCACAGCGACUGAUCCGUACGAUGGCGGGAACCGUGAUGACCAACCCGGCGCCCCCCGCACAAACGCCAACACCGCCGUGAUCCCCGAGCCCCUCGUCUCCGUCACGGGGACCUCCGCCCACGACCACGCCAAGAACCCCAAGUCGCCCAGCAACGCCGACGUGGCGCUGAAGAGCGUCAUCGUCGACGAGCCCCUGCUGCAGCAGCAGCAACCCCCAAAGAAGAUGGAGACCCCCGACCCGUUGACCGCCGCGGCGCCCACGGCUGCUGCUGAGGCGGCCGGCGCGCCGAGUAGCGGGUCGCAUGGUGCGAAGCAGUUGGCUGCAUCCGGGGUGGGGGUGGGGUUGCCGGCGGGGAAGACGCAGAUGUCGAGUACCGGUGGGGUCUCGGAGCAGAGGGGCAGUUUGCCUGCUACGUCCAAGGGUCAGGUUCCUUCCUAUGUCGGGGUGUCUGGGUCUGGGUCUGGGUCUGGGUCUGGGGCUGCAGCUGCAGCUGCAGCUGGAGCUGGAGAAACGCUCGCUAUCCGGGAGAAGGAGAAGGAGAAGGAGAAGGAUGAGAUCCUGCACGAGAAUAGGGGACUUCCUGCCCCGGAGGGUAUGGGGCCUGAGCAGAAAUCCUCUUCCACUGCUGCUGGCACUACACCCAUCACAGCCGGCGGCAGCACCGGCACAGGCGCCCUCCAAACCCGAGACACGCCCGCGACCAUCCCCGACUCCAGCAUCUCCGCCGACGACAAGGCUUAUACAUCAUCCAAGGCGAAACCCUCCACCUCCGCCACCACCACCACAUCUCAACCCCAGCAGCAGCAGCAGCAGCAGCUCAAACCCACCACCACAUCCACAGCCACACAACCCACCAGCGCAGCAGGCGCAGCAGACGCAGCAGCAUCAGACACCGAAUCCGUCGGCCCCACCAACGAAACCAAGGAAGCCCGCGACUCGACCAUAUCUCCCACAGCGCAAAAACACCACGAGACCGAGACAGCGACAGCGACCGCGACCGACACGCUGCCCCGCGGCAACACCAAAGUCAGCGAGGAGGCGCUCAAGGGCCCGCAGACCCCGGCGCCGCGCGAGCCGUUCGAGUUCGAGAAGCGGCUGGGCUCGAAGGGGGGUCCUGCGAAGUCUGAUGCUGGAGGUGGAGCUGGAGGUGGAACCGGAGCAGCGGACGAGGCCGAGAAGCACGGGAAGGGCCAUGGGCAGGGCAAGAUGGCGCAUUUGAAGGAGAAGGUGGGGAAGGUGCUGCAUCAUGGGAAGUAA